Messenger RNA from Haemonchus placei, 1128 nucleotides. The record is from the annotation of a GenBank genome assembly. Lineage: Eukaryota; Metazoa; Nematoda; Chromadorea; Rhabditida; Trichostrongylidae.
AUGUCGGCCAGAAACUCCAUUGCCUCGCUGUCGUCUGGCUCGACGAAAGUUGAAACACGACUCGUUGAUAUUCCAUCCAGAACGUCUCUUUGUUCUCAUGUAUCUGGUCAAGAAGGUGCUAUGAUUCCCAGUAGUAGCAGUAAGGACGAGGACCUCCUCAGUUCAUCCAGUGAUGAAAUUGAAAAGGUGGCAAUGAAUACACUAGCACACUUGGAAGAGACCAAAGGUCCCGCUAUGUCAAAUCAUCGGCUUGAUGAUCAGAAGAAAAGCAAGACUGAAGAUGAACGAGGAUCCGAGAAAAUAAAGGAAAGCGAAGAACCCCAAGCAAACAUCCAGAAUGAGUUCGGAGUGUGCGGUUGGAUCCUCACAAUACUUUCGUACCUACUAAUUUUUGUGACAUUACCUAUAUCAGCAUGUAUGUGCAUCAAGGUUGUACAAGAAUAUGAGCGAGCAGUCAUAUUCCGUUUGGGACGUUUAAUGCCGGGCGGUGCCAAGGGCCCAGGCAUAUUUUUUAUUGUUCCCUGUAUUGAUACAUAUAGAAAAGUUGACCUUCGAGUACUUUCCUUCGAAGUCCCACCUCAAGAGAUAUUGUCAAAAGACUCUGUUACUGUUGCUGUCGAUGCUGUUGUAUACUUCCGCAUAUCAAACGCGACAAUAUCGGUGACAAAUGUGGAAGAUGCGGCGCGCUCAACGAAACUGCUCGCGCAGACCACACUCAGAAAUAUUUUGGGAACGAAAACCUUGGCGGAAAUGCUUUCCGAUCGAGAAGCUAUCUCACAUCAAAUGCAGACGACACUGGAUGAGGCUACCGAACCCUGGGGAGUGAAAGUGGAACGAGUCGAAGUAAAAGACGUACGCCUACCAGUUCAACUGCAACGAGCCAUGGCAGCUGAAGCCGAAGCGGCUCGGGAAGCCAGAGCAAAGGUGAUUGUCGCCGAGGGUGAACAAAAAGCAUCUCGUGCCUUGAAGGAAGCAGCAGAAGUUAUCGCUGAGUCACCAUCUGCUCUUCAACUACGCUAUUUGCAAACGCUUAAUAGCAUCUCAGCAGAGAAGAAUUCUACCAUAAUCUUUCCGUUCCCAAUUGAUUUGCUCAGUGCUUUCUUACAACGACCAGCUCCUAAAUUGUAA